Messenger RNA from Danio aesculapii, 4027 nucleotides. RefSeq names its product tripartite motif-containing protein 16-like. Gene Ontology annotation, molecular function: zinc ion binding; protein binding. The coding region runs from base 83 to 1714 and encodes 543 amino acids. The transcript is spliced from 7 exons. NCBI's taxonomy places the organism in Eukaryota, Metazoa, Chordata, Actinopteri, Cypriniformes, Danionidae. The record is from RefSeq and is a predicted model, not a curated record.
GAAGAAACUCGCAGUCUGAGACAGUCAUUUCUCCAUGAGAGAUCUUUUGCAGUGCAGCAGUUUGUAGAGGACGGUGAGAGGAAUGAUCAAAAUGGCAGAAGCCAAAUUUUCUCAGGAUGAGUUUACAUGUCCAGUGUGUCUGGAUCUUCUGAAGGACCCGGUGGCUAUUCCCUGUGGACACAGUUACUGUAAGAGCUGUAUUACAGGAUGCUGGGACCAGGAGGAUGAGAAGAGAGUCUACAGCUGCCCUCAGUGCAGAGAAACCUUUAGUCCGAGACCUGCUUUAGCUAAAAACACCAUUCUGGCAGAAAUGGUGGAGAAACUGAAGAAGACCAAACCUCCUGCUGACUGUUAUGCUGGAGAUGGAGAUGUGCAGUGUGAUGUCUGUACUGAGCGAAAAUGCAAAGCCAUCAAGUCCUGCCUGGUGUGUCUGGAUUCUUACUGUCAAACUCAUUUUGAGCGCCAUGAGGAGUUUAACUCCCGUAAGCCACACAAAAUGAUUGAUGCCACUAAACGACUGCAGGACAUGAUCUGCCAUAAGCAUGAGAAAGAGCUAGAAAUGUACUGUAUCACUGAGCAACAGUGCAUCUGUGUAAUCUGUAAAGAGAAUGAACAUAAAAAUCACAAAGUUGUAACAAUUGCUGCAGAGAGAACAGAGAAACAGAAAGUACUGAAGGAGACACAGGUGAAGCUCCAGCAGAGAGUUCAGAAGAAACAGAAAGAUCUUCAAUGGCUGAGAGAAACAGUGGAUUCUCAAAAGCGUUCUGCACAGACAGCAGUGGAGGACACUGAGAGGAUCUUUACUGAAAUCAUCCGCUCCAUUGAGAGACUAUGCUCUGAGCUUACACAGAUGAUCAGAGAUCAGCAAAAGACUGCAGUGAGUGAAGCUGAAGGACUGAUGGAGCGACUGGAGCAGGAGAUUGAUGUUCUGAGGAGAAGAGACGCUGAGCUGGAACAGCUUUCACACACACAGGAUCACAUCCAUUUCCUUCAGAGUUUCCAGUCUCUCUCAGCUCCUACUGAGUCUACAGAUGUUUCCUUCAGUUCGCACUUGUCUUUUGAUAGCCUGAGAGAAUCUGUUCAUCAGCUAAAAGUCAAACUGGAGAAUUUCUGUAAAGAGGAGAUCAAGAAGAUCUCUAACAGAGUCACAUUCACCAACACUGUUCCUGAGACUACAAACAACUUUCUACAAUAUUCCCAACAGUUCUCUCUGGAUCUGAAUACAGUGAAUAAACGUCUCACUCUGUCUGAGAUUAACAGAGUGGUUACCGACACUGGCAUAGUUCAGUCAUAUCCUAAUCAUCCUGACAGAUUUGAUCAUUGGGGUCAGGUGUUGUGUAAAGAGAGUGUGUGUGGAUGCUGUUACUGGGAGAUUGAGUGGAGUGGUGAUCGUGUGUAUAUAUCAGUGUCAUAUAAGAGCAUCAGCAGGAAGGGAGGAGGUCUUGAGUGUGGAUUUGGACGUAAUGGUCAGUCCUGGAGUCUGAUCUGCUCUCCUGACAGAUACUCAGUAAGACACAAUAACAUAGAGACUGUUCUCCCUCUAAAGUGCAUCAUUAGUAGAGUAGGAGUGUAUGUGGAUCACAGUGCAGGUACUCUGUCCUUCUACAGGAUCUCUAAAAAAAUGCAGCUUAUCCACACAGUCCAGACCAAAUUCACUCAGCCACUCUGUCCAGGAUUUUGGGUUGGUUAUAAAUCAUCAGUGAAACUUUGUUGAAGCAGAAUAGAUUAUUCAGAGUGAUGCUACCCAUAAACAUCUGACCUGAAUAAUGAAUCAAUAUGUCUCCCUGUUACUUCUAUCAUUCAAAGCAAAGGAUUGAAGGUUUUUGGUAAACAUAUUCUUGUAGCAUCUUGUAGCAUCAAAAUAUUAAUAAUAACAUAAUAAUGAUGAAUAAUUAAUAAUAAGGGCAGCACGGUGGCGCAGUGGGUAUUGCUCUCGCCUCACAUCAAGAAGGUUGGUGAUUUGAGCCCUGGCUGGGUCAUAUGGCAUUUCUGUGUGGAGUUUGCAUGUUCUGCCCGCGUUUGUGUGAAUGGAAGUGUAUGAAUGUUUCCCAGUGAUGGGUUGCAGCUGGAGGGCAUCUGCUGCGUAAAACAUAUGCUGGGUAAGUUGGCGCUUUUUUCCGCUGUGGGGACCCCAGAUUAAUAAAGGGACUAAGCCGAAAAUGAAUGAAUUUAUAAUAAGUUAUUUAUUUAUGAAUAUUUAGAUUAUGUUCCCUGUUAAAAGUACCAGAAUUAAAUAUACAGUCAACUGAUCCAUUCAUCUGUUGAGCUUUAACUCUACUAAUCCUAAGAUGAAAUCAUUUUUCUGGCCUGUUUUUUUAACAUGUUAGCAUGUAGUGUUAUCAAUGUUUAAAGUGACAUCAUUCUAUGUGCGAAAACAGACAAUCAAACAUGUACAAAUGGGUACAAAUGUUUAAUGAUGAUUAUGGGAAUAUACAAACUGUAUCCAUCUAUAAACAAAGUUUGUGUACUCCGAAGAGUAGACAGUCUGCAGGCUUCCCUUCGUCAUCGGUUUAAACACAGCUGAAUAUCCAUUUUAGAAAUCUUUGUUACUAUGUAAUAGAUAGAUACUUGAUCCAUUGAUCAGUCAUUGUGUGACUUGUGCAAUGCAAAUGGGCUUUGAGGUUCCAGAUGGUGCAGUCUUGAAUGUGAAUGAUGUAAGGACUACAAAGUGCGUCACAUGUUGUACAUCAUGGAAUUUUAUUGCAUGGCAUUGAUGCAUUUUAAUGUACCAUCUAUUAUACUAUAUUGUUUAGUCAUGGUUUGAGGAGAAAAUUGUAUGUUAAUGUACUUCUCCCCCUCCAUAUCUCCUCAACUUUGGUUUUAUGUUGGUUCAGCUGGUUUUUGGGGUUGGUAUUAGCUAAUGCUUCUAGUGUUUCAAGAUUUCAUGUAUGAGGUACUUCGUGAGUUUCUGUUCAAGACUGUCUUAGUCUAUAUUGAUAAUAUCUUGAUUUAUUCCCAAAGUCUGGCUGAACAUCACCAACAAGUUGCGGAGGUCCUAUCAUGGCUCCCCGAUCACAACCUGUUCCUAAAAGUGAUCUUUUCAUCAAACGACCAUCCACUUCCUUAUUUUUGUUAUCUCAGCUUCUGGUGUUACGAUGGAUGAGGGGAAGGUGGAAGUCAUCACUUCUUGGCCACAACCAACUACCAUCAAAGAGCUCCAGCAAUUUCUUGGGUUUGCAAGCUUUUACCAAAAUUUUAUACGUAAAUAUAGUGAGGAAAGCCCAAGUCCCUGGUCUAGACAGAAGAAGCUGUUGAAGCAUUUCACACCCUCAAGAAGGCUUUUACCCAGGCCCCCCUCCUAGUUCAUUCCGAUCCUGAGCUUCUUUUUACAGUGGAAGUGGACACAUCUACCACCAGAGUGGUGGGCAUAAUUUCCCAGCGGCAGGGGGUACCAUCAUAACUCAAUCCAUGUGUCUUUAUUUCCAGGAAGUUCAGCCUGGCUGAAGCAAAUUAUGAUGUGGGAAAUCAUGAGCUCCUAGUUAUUCAAGUUUGCCCUCAAGAGUGGAGGCAUCAGUUGGAGGGGUCCAAACAUCCUUUCAUGGUUUUCAAUCCAAAUCGUUCAAGUUUAUACUUACCUGUCUUGUUUUUCUAUAAUCUCCAGUGUUUGCGUCUCUCCUUCCUAGUGUGGUUCCCCCAUGGUUUUAUCUGGUUGUGUGUUCUCUGACCCCUCUGGUCCUUCCGAAUCAUCUUGUCUACUGCUUCAUCUUUUCUGCAAUAGACUUUCUGAAUUCAGUCAUUUACCUGCCAUACUACUCAAUAAAAUGUUGUUCAUACUCACAGCUCUGGUCUCGUCCCACCCUGGUUGUGUCCUGGGUCUUUAUUUGCAUCUUCCUGCAUCAGGCCAGGCCUGUGUGGUGGAAGAGGGCAUGGAGACUUAAGUGGGGUGUGCAAUAGACACAUCAUGUUAAGCACUGUACAUUUCUGUCAUGACACCAGGCCUUACUCGUACAGAUCUGAGGUUUGAGGUUAAUUUACGUUUGCUGGAUAGAAAUACUUAGAUUGAAUUAUUAAAUAAACUACAUUUGAU